Molecule: messenger RNA, 1224 nt
Organism: Rhipicephalus sanguineus (brown dog tick)
Lineage: Eukaryota; Metazoa; Arthropoda; Arachnida; Ixodida; Ixodidae
Exons: 5
Coding region: 211-1224 (337 amino acids)
Biological process (GO): NAD-cap decapping; nuclear-transcribed mRNA catabolic process
Cellular component (GO): nucleus; cytosol
Molecular function (GO): mRNA 5'-diphosphatase activity
Source: RefSeq, a predicted model, not a curated record
ACGGGAUGACAAACAAUCACUUUGGCAACUUAUCAGGUAUGAUACGAAUGCACCGUACUUUAGACAAUACGAGUUGCUUGGAGCGCCACCUCGCCCAAUUUGUCGGUAUUUUUUGGAUAUGAGAAAGGCAGAAGGCCAGCAGACAGCUGCCAUAGCGGUGCGUUCGUGCCAAUUGUGAUAAUUUCGCAGCGCCCUUGGCCGCAUACGGGAAUGGCGACCCCUCCCGAUGUCAUCCCUUCGCUUGAAGCGGCCGUGGAUACCAAUUUUAAGUUCAAUUACGGUUCCACUUUCGGCGUUCCUGAUGAGAUAGGCUGUUACUCAGUCAAAGGCGAGCAGCGGGAGUACGACAGCACUCCCUGCAACAGGAUGCAUUUGCGCGCUGAUAUAAAGGAGAAAGGAAAGAAGUGGAACACGCCUGAUUGGGAUGUGUAUGAAGGAUUUGGCGACAGAGUGUGGAGGGACUGGACAAAGGAUGACGACCUGGAACAUCUCCUUAGAUGGGUACUUUCCAACAAAGACAAGGUGAUGUCCCCUCCUGCUCCAGACUCGACACCGGAUUUCAUCUGCAGCCGUGAAGUUCUCAAGGCGUUUAUGUGCACUCCUUUCUGUCCCACCGAUGAAUGGCGUGUGGCAGCGCGUCUCCAUAAAGGCGUGGUCUACCUUCGCAACAUUGUGUUGGAGACCGAGAAAGAAAGAUUUAGCAAAGAGCUCCAAGGAAGUAAGCCGCCAGGCUGGAAUGGCAGUUUCCACCGGCGCAUGACCACAACCCUCAGGAUUGUCUUCGAGGCCGAAGUGAUGGCCGUCUGCCCCUCCCCUGAAUCCAAGGAAGGCCCACUAUAUCAGUACGUGGAAUUCAGAGCACGACAAGACUUCGACGGCAGUUUAAAGAAAGAGAACUUCUACAGAAGAGCAAGGGAGUUGGAAGAGGACGUGGCGAGCGGAAGGUUGUCACCGGACUGGGCGCUGAAGAUGGGCAGUCGGGUUUCGGACCCGAGCCAAGAAGACUUCAACUGGCUAGGGCCUCCUGUCGUUGCGUUCCCGUGCAAGAGGACCGUAGCCAUCCGGUCGUCAACUCCAGCCCAAGGCCUGCGGACUUCGGUGCCGACAGGCAAGCAGCAGCAGUUGGGCUACGGGCCCGAGCUGUGCGUCGAGCGUCUGACCAUCUCUUCUCUGGUUUCUCAACUGGGCGCCCAACCACCACCGCUCUCUUGUCGUCACCAGUAA